Messenger RNA from Diachasma alloeum, 1890 nucleotides. RefSeq lists its product as uncharacterized. The record is from RefSeq and is a predicted model, not a curated record. Lineage: Eukaryota; Metazoa; Arthropoda; Insecta; Hymenoptera; Braconidae. The coding region runs from base 1164 to 1775 and encodes 203 amino acids. The transcript is spliced from 3 exons.
UUAGAUAAUUAAAUAAUAAAAAUCAAAUUAUCAAAAUCACUCGUUAGAUAAUAAUCUAACCGGGAUAAUUCAAUAAUGCACUCCUCCGCUAAUCAUUUCUCUUAGCACAUAGCAAUUGCAUCAGAAUGUGAAUCAUAAAUGAAUUUUCAUUGCUAAAUAUGCAUUAAAUAGCGGCAAGUGACACACGCUUCACUCACAUUGACCGAGACCCUGAUAAUGACAAUUAAUCUCCUUCCUCGGCAAUAUAAAUUCAAUCAGUAUAAAUAAACAUGCGCUGGUGCAUUAUAUUAUUGAACCAGUAAUAAUAAACCCCUGGCCAUUAUUUUCACGAUUCAUACUAUACAUAGCAAAUGACUUUUCAACAGUAUUUCUCUCCACUCACAAAACCAAAUCUAAAUUAUUCAUCGCGAAAUGCUUCAAUCAGCAAAAAAUCCCAUCUCUUCAUUAUUAAAACAAAGAAAGCAAAUAAUGGCAAUAAUUUUUCACUGAGCUAUUAUAUCCCAACGACUGAAUCUCCAAUCUCCAGAUACUUAUAUGUAAUUGCGUAACACUAACCAGUAACCACGACUCGAUCGAAUACCGUUAGUCAUGAAGGAGUCUUACAGGACAAAGGAAAAAAUAUUCCUCCGAAUUGACGCCAAAAAAUUAUCAGAAUUUUUUUUUGUAAAAUAAAAUAACGACGCAAUAAACGGGCCCAAACCAACCGACUCACCUUUGAUGUAUUAUUCUUUGAUGAAAGCUUCUGGAAGGUUCGUUAAAUACUGGAGCUGAAAUCUCAAUGCGAUGUAAUCGAGAGAGCGUAUUAUAAUGUCUUUCAAUUGUAACAGCCCGGAGAGUACACCGGCAACCGGUUUUCACAAUGAAAGGGAGUAGCAGACAAUAGGGGAGGUGGGAGAUUCUGGCCGAUUGGCCGAUUCUGGCUUCAAGGUCCAACGGAAACGUUCAUGGAUGAUUGGCUCAUGGUGGUUUGGAGAAAGACAUUCUGAUAACAUCGAUCCGCUCUUCUUUACCCAGGCUCGAUAAUUAAACGUUAUAUUUUCCUUUAAAAAAACCCUCCGGUGGCUCUGAAAUCGUUUUUGCUUGGUUUAUGGUCCUUUUGAAUGUAAAGACCGUUUGGACUUGUUUCCAUUUUAUUUGGAGAAAGGUCUUGAGAAAGUGAGGAUAUGUCGGGUUUUUGGGAAAGUUUACGAAAGAAAGGAAAAAUUGUCGAUGAGGGAAUUAAACGACUGGAUAAACAAUGGGAGACACCUCAUAUUUUCAUUAGUAAGUAUGGAGAGCUCGUAGAAGAGGCGAGUAAGCACCUGGAGAAUUUUUUGGAGUCGAUUAAAGAUAUUCAUGAUGAAAUUAUUGAAGACAAUCAGCCAAGAGACAAUUAUAUUACGGAUGUAUACAGAUUCUCGGAUGAAUGUACAAAUAUUUAUGAGGACUUGAGGCAACAAGCCUACGAAAUCGAGGGCCUUCUAACUGAAUUCGGAUAUGAGGGAGUUGGCCAACCAAAUUUACCACAAGACACUGAUGAAGACAGCAGUAUCUUGAACCCGGAGAUGAUGGAAAGCCUCGAAAUUACUGACAAAUACUCCAAAGACGAGCAAGAAAAUAUUUCUCCCAACAAAUCAAAAAUAAUUAACAUGCCAAAAUUUAUUGCCACUCCUGUUAUCAAGAGUCUUGCUUCCUUGAAGAGGGAAAUAUCAGAUAAGACACCUCUCGCAGCAUUUACCUCAUCAUCAAGCUAUCCUCAGGAGCCUAUCUAUUCUCCCUAUUAUUACAAAGCAUAACACUUUAAUUAUAAUAACUGUACACAUCUAUAUAUAUAUAUUAUUUUUAUGUAAUUUUUUAUCAACUAAUCCAAUUUUUUAUAAAAUAAUGAAACAACUGUAAAUAAAGCCAAUC